AUGAAGCAGUCCUCCAGCCGUAUGCCUAGUCAGCCGACAGACCAACCCAGCAACGCCAUACACAGACUAUCAGAAGCUUUACCUCGAUUUGAAUCCCUCACCGCAUCCUCAGCAGCCAAUCAAGCCGAGACCGAAUAUCGACGAGGUGAAUUUCUUGAGCAGUUAGUCAGCCAGAAAUAUCCGACGGUGGUGGCCGAGGAGCAUAUACAAUUUAUUCGUGAUUCGUUCACUAGCUUCAACGACCAACUUAGGAAAUUACAUAUGGGUGUACCAACAGUACCUCAUAAACUGAGAAGAAGUACUAGAAAUGGUAAUAUCAACAAUGCCAUGAGUGCCAAAAUGGAUGGGGAGAUGGCGAUGGAUGUUGAUGAUCAUAAAGAUGGCGACUACAAUGAAGAUAGUGGGGCUACGUCUUCUCGGCUUACCGCAGAACAAGAGGCAGAGGAUGAGGAACACUGGCUCCAAGCAGUAAAUUCCAUCCCAAAAGAUACGACUAUGACCGAGUACUUUGUAGAGAUGGGUUACCAAAUGCCUCCUUCUCCGCCAAGGGAAGAAUUGAAGGUACAAGACCAGCAAGAACUUCGACCCCUUAAGUGCCAGCCUCACUCAAAGAAAUGGGUACCAAGUCUUAUCAAGAAUAACAAACAUGCUUCAUUACCACCAACGAAUCCCGAGCAGCUACUCAACAAUGCACCACUACACCAUACUGCACCAGAACAAAAUGUCGACACAACUCAUAAUCUUGCCGGCUCAGUAGAACAAUCGCAUUCCAGCCCAUCAAUGCCUCCUCCCAAGCGUGCCAAGACGUUGUCUUCAUCCUCUACCAUAUGGCAGUAUGGACCCAAACAACCUCCUCGCUGUGCCUCGUGUGUGCAGAUGAAAAAGAACUGCGAUCGUAAGACUCCUUGCGGAAGAUGUUCUGGUAUGCGUGAGUACAAGGUGUGCAUUCCAUAUUGGAGAGAUUUGCAAAGAAAUAUGGAGGCACGGCAAUGA
Messenger RNA from Botrytis porri, 993 nucleotides. RefSeq lists its product as uncharacterized. The coding region runs from base 1 to 993 and encodes 330 amino acids. The transcript has a single exon. The record is from RefSeq and is a predicted model, not a curated record. Lineage: Eukaryota; Fungi; Ascomycota; Leotiomycetes; Helotiales; Sclerotiniaceae.